Messenger RNA from Myxocyprinus asiaticus (Chinese sucker), 1657 nucleotides. RefSeq names its product aldo-keto reductase family 1 member D1-like. Lineage: Eukaryota; Metazoa; Chordata; Actinopteri; Cypriniformes; Catostomidae. The transcript has 9 exons. Bases 30 to 1043 code for a protein of 337 amino acids. Gene Ontology annotation, biological process: bile acid biosynthetic process. The record is from RefSeq and is a predicted model, not a curated record. Gene Ontology annotation, cellular component: cytosol. Gene Ontology annotation, molecular function: aldose reductase (NADPH) activity; Delta4-3-oxosteroid 5beta-reductase activity.
CAAAUAGGUUACUCAUAAACUUGAUAAGAAUGGAGAGACCUGUCACAAAAUCAGCCAUGAAUCCUUCACUUAGUGUAGAGAGCCACUCUAUUCCUUUGAGCGAUGGAAACCGAAUCCCAAUCAUUGGCCUGGGGACGUACGGAGACCCCCGCAAGACUCCUAAAGGAACAGCCUACGAGUCUGUUAAGAUCGCCAUAGACGUGGGUUACAGACACUUUGAUUGUGCGCUGGUCUACUACAAUGAACAUGAGGUUGGACAAGCCAUCAGAGAGAAGAUCGCCGAUGGAACUGUGAAAAGAGAAGAUAUCUUCUACUGUGGAAAGUUAUGGGGCACGUUCCAUCCUCCUGAACUGGUCAGACACGCAUUAGAGCGAACACUAAAGGAAUCAGGAAUGGACUAUGUGGAUCUCUACAUCAUUGAGUUUCCAGUUGCAUUCAAGCCAGGUGAUGUGUUUUAUCCUAAAGAUGAGAAUGAAAAGAUUGUGUUCUACAACAAUGACCUCUGCGCCACAUGGGAGGCAUUAGAAGCCUGCAAAGAUGCAGGAUUGACAAAGUCUCUCGGUGUGUCAAACUUCAAUCGACGACAGCUUGAGCUGAUUUUGAACAAGCCCGGACUGAAGUACAAACCUGUUUCCAAUCAGGUAGAAUGCCACCCAUAUUUCAGCCAGCCCAAACUAUUGGACUUCUGUCGACAGAAUGACAUUGUGAUCGUGGGUUACAGCCCGCUUGGGACGUCCCGAGAUGCAUCCUGGGUGAAUCUUAAAUCUCCUCCGCUGUUGGAGGACACAGUGCUGGUCUCCAUCGGGGAAAAAUACAACAAAAGCCCUGCACAGGUGUCCCUGAGGUUCAACAUCCAGAGAGGAGUGGUCGUCAUUCCCAAGAGCUUCAGCCCUCAACGUAUAAGAGACAACUUCCAGAUAUUUGAUUUUUCACUUACGGAUGAUGAAAUGGACGCCAUCGAAAAGCUGAACAAAAACGUCCGCUUUGUGGAACUUCUGAUGUGGCGUGACCACCCUGAGUAUCCAUUUCAUGAUGACUACUAAUUUACACUUUCUUCAGUGUAGGCUACAUAUCGUCAUACUGUCAUUUUGAUGACCUGCUCCCCUCACAGAGCUCUGGAGCUUUUGAAAUUUGUCAUAAAAAGAAAAGUAAAGCUUGUUCACUCUAUUAUACCCUACAGUAAGUCUGAAGCAUGAAUUGGGCAUCUUAAAAAUGUGGCACUUAUGGAACAAGACACUGAAAAUAUAGCAAUCUACAAUGCAAUGGAGAAAAAAUGUCCAUCUGAUGCAUAUGUACACACACAAUUAAAAAGAUAUCACAAACAGAAUCAAAUAAUGCGUCCUGUGUGAACAGCCCCUUAAUGUGGGUUGGAAAUACUGCAAUUCCACCGAAUUGUCUCUAGAGAUCGGUGUUGUUCUCAUUUCAGAGGCAGUUCAGAAAACUGUUAAAAACUAUCAAACUUCUGUUGUUCGUAGAUCAGUGCAGCAAUCUGACUUUUAAUUGGUCAGAUAAAGAUUUUAAUAAAGUGACCUGAACUUUCCAGAUCGGCGAAUCUGUUUAGAAAACCUGUUUCAUGUCAUCUACUGUAGAUGGUCAAUAAUUUUGUGUUAACUUUUCAAAGGAUGAAUGAACAGACAUAUUAAAAGCUGACAUAGAA